AAAACGACUUAUGAAAGUUGAGACCCUCUACAGACGGAUUAGAAAGCUUCCCCGUCCUUCAGACAAAAGGCGUAGGCUAGCCGCUAAACCCUUCUAAAACCCCAUUAUAAGGUAGGGCUGAAGCAGGGCCUCCAAUACUAAAUAAAAGACCCACAUAAUAAAGCCGUGAAUAUUCUCCAGCGAAAAAAAACUAAGCUUAGGCAAGCAGAAAUGGAGCCGCUUCGCUCUAGAGAGGAUGUUUAUUUUGCAGGAUAGCUGUAUGAGAGCUCCUUAUUGUUAAUUAAUGUUUUCAAGUGAUGAGAAAUGUGUAGUAAGUUGGUAUUUACUGCUUUGAUCUUAUCCGGAGGAAAAUAUUAAAAUGGCCAGGAUAUCAGGAUUCCGGUUGACACAACAGCAAAAUGAUGAGAGGAAACUGGUUGAUGAAGGUCGGAAUACAAAAAGUAAAGCUCUAUUUAAUGAAAAUCAAAGGAAAAAUGCUAAAGUGGUUCAUAAUGGUAAAUCUAGCAUAGUAAGUCAUGAUACUGGGAGAACACAGAGAAGCAUUAGGGUUGUAAAACUAGGUGGAGAUGGGAAGAAGCUGGAUAAGACAGGAGCAGUAAAGGACCAUAAAGAAAAGAGAAAUGUGAAAAGCAAGAAUCAAGAAAGUGACAUGCGAAAAAUUGUUAAGGGAAAAUCUACUUUAGUAAAUCCUAAUACUGGGAGAGCACAGGGAAACUUUAAGAUCACUAAACUAAACACAGAUGGGAAGAAGUUGGAUAAGAUAGAAGAAAUAAAAGACUACACAAAAUUGCAAUUCAAGAAUCAAGAAAGUGACAUGCCCCUGGUACUAGAAAAUAAAAAGAGGAUCAGGAGGAGGUGCAUGAAACCAGAUCCACAUGACAUUACAAACAAGCGGCUUGAUGACGAUAGUCCCAAGCUUGAACAGGCAGUACCUGCAAAGAAAGAGAAAGAAGAAGAGAUUCAAGUUUCAAAGAAUGCUCAGUUUCGUGCAAUAAAGCCUAGUCCUGACAUAAUUUCAUACAUCAGCAACUAUCUUGUUGGUCGGAGGCGUUUAAAAGAAUUGAGGAAUGCUGGUUACAAUAUUGACAUUUCUGCUCCGCUUGAUAAUGUUCCUCAUUCAACGAGUAGAGAGCGGGAGCGAAUUGAGGAAAAUGUCUUUAGAAAUAAACUAGAAUUUUUUGCUGCUGCAAAGGUUGCUUCUUCUUUCCCACAAGUUGAUAUGCCAGAAAUAGCCUUUGCAGGAAGGUCAAAUGUGGGUAAAUCCUCCUUGCUGAAUGCUCUAACCAGGCAAUGGGGUGUUGUGAGAACAUCAGAUAAACCUGGUCUGACUCAGACUAUCAAUUUUUUUAAUCUUGGAUCCAAGCUGUGCUUGGUUGAUUUACCUGGAUAUGGAUUUGCAUAUGCAAAAGAAGAAGUCAAAGAAUCUUGGGAGGAGCUGGUAAAGGAGUAUGUUAGAACAAGAAUAGGCUUGGACAGAGUUUGCCUUCUUAUUGAUGCAAAAUGGGGUAUGAAGCCUGGAGACCAUGAGUUGAUAAAUCUGAUGGAGAGAUCUAAAACAAAAUACCAAAUUGUCUUGACAAAAACUGAUUUAGUAUUCCCAAUAGAUGUGGCUCGUCGUGCUAUGCAAAUACAAGAAGAUCUGAAAAUGAACAAAUUGAUGGCUAAACCUAUGAUGAUGGUAAGCGCAAAGUCUGGAGCUGGUAUUCGGUGUCUACGAACUGCCCUUGCCAAUCUAACCCGCUUUGUAAGAUUGUAGAGGCAGUUGCAAUUUCCCUGUAGAUUAUUCUCUACUCAUACUCAUGAUGGGUCAGAGGGUGAUCCGAAAUGUUUGCCAAAAGUCCUACACAGUUAACAGCAAGAAGCACUAACUUGAAUUAUUAUGGACUCUAGAGAUAUUAUAUAUCCAAUUGUAUUCUUAUCUGAUAAGUUGUAAUUGAUAUAGAUCAUUGGCGAGCAGGAAUCGAAGUCUGGACAAUUUGUCUAGAAGAACUCUGUUUUUGUCAUAGGAAAUAAAAAAUACUCAUUAAUUAUACUGACAAAGCAAAAUGUUGAAUCUAAAUGUGUUAUUUCAAAAUUUUGAUCAUGCUGAAAUAGAAUUUUUUUUUAGUCUUGA
Messenger RNA from Cryptomeria japonica (Japanese cedar), 2113 nucleotides. RefSeq lists its product as uncharacterized. Lineage: Eukaryota; Viridiplantae; Streptophyta; Pinopsida; Cupressales; Cupressaceae. The record is from RefSeq and is a predicted model, not a curated record. Bases 359 to 1756 code for a protein of 465 amino acids. The transcript is spliced from 11 exons. Gene Ontology annotation, molecular function: GTP binding.